Messenger RNA from Dracunculus medinensis (Guinea worm), 753 nucleotides. Lineage: Eukaryota; Metazoa; Nematoda; Chromadorea; Rhabditida; Dracunculidae. The record is from the annotation of a GenBank genome assembly.
AUGCUGCUUGGAUUUGGUUCACUUGGCAUUGGAGUAUGGUUAUAUAUCGAUAAAAAUACUUACAGUGGUUUAACUCCAACUUCAUAUAGCGCAAUGUCUGCUGCAGGUUUAUGUGCUGCUGCUGGUAUAACUGCAGUUAUAAUCACUUUCGUUGGUUGUAUUGCAUUAUGGAUUGCUUCUAAACCACUUUUAUUAGCGUAUGUACUUUUUGUCAUUCUGCUGUUUAUGGUCCAAGCGGGGGUCAGCAUUUUAACAAUGCGUUAUAAAGUGGACGUGAGUCGGAAAAUACAUGCUGAUUUAUUGAGAAAUAUCAAGCAAGACAUAACUUUAAAUCAACAGUACAUUUUUCACGGAAAUCAGAUGACUUGGGAUCUCAUUCAGUCUGCUUUUAAAUGUUGCGGCGUGGAUGGCCCAUCGGAUUGGUUCAAUAGUUCAAGGUGGCCGAAAAGUAAUUAUGUGCCUGAUAGUUGUUGUGAUCCGUCAAAAUUUGAUAUAUCCGGCUCAAUGAUUAACUGUGGAAAGGGCAUUGACAACGCUUCUCUUUGGUUUUCUCAGGGAUGUGUUAAUGUUUAUUCUCAUUGGCUGUUGGAGCAUAUACGUAUCGUCGGAUUCAUUGCUAUUGCAUUUAUUGUUUUAGAAGGUUUUGUUAUGGGGAGUGCAGCAAAAUUCAAAAAGAUUAAUGGGGCAAAACAUCGAAUGGUGUUGUUUCGAUUGAGAUCAAGUAUAAUGGAUUCGAUUCUUGUCCUUAGAUAA